UUCAGUUAUCUACGAUUAUGAGAGAAAAUUCGAAUUAUAAUCUCAAUUAAUUUGAAGGAGUAAACAGUUAUACCUUCCAUCACAACACCGGUCAUUGGAGAGAAUACUUGAAUAAUUUUGAAUUUUGGAUUUUAAUAAAAUAUUUUUACAAUGUCGACCCACAAAUCACCAAUAACAAUGGAUGUUGUGUUUCCCGAGUUCAGACCAUGUGAAUCAGAUUCAGAGCAGAUGGAUAGCGAUCUGGAAUACUUGCAGCCUGUGUUGAAUACACCAACUCAGCAUUAUGGCUAUGUCAAAACCAUCUGGGUGUCAGUCUCAUACAUUUUCUUAACGGUAAUACUGGAAAUAAUAGCAGUGACCGUCUAUGUGAACUGGCCUUCCAAUUCAGUUCAGUGUGAACCACUCUUCUACUUCCUUUACGGUCAUGCAGCUUUUUGGAUUUUAACAGUAAUAUUCGAUCAUUAUUUGAAAUGGCGCCACCACAGUCUCUACCUCAAUGGAUAUUUGGAUUUCUCGGAGCAGUUGAAGAAAAUAUCUUCUUUCCCUCUGCAAAUCAUAUCACUAUGGAAUGCAGUGUUAUUGGCUGUAGUAGCAUGGUAUCAUCAGACUACAGAUGAACUGGAGAAAGCUUGUAGUGAGACUCUGAUGAGAAGUCCCGUGGGUGGAGUCUUGACAUUGAUAUCAAUUGAAGCAGUUCUACUUAUUGUUCUCGUUGCAAAUUAUUUGUAUAAGGUCUACCAUUUCAAUUCUGGUAGAAGACUACCAGAUGUUGAAAUCUCCAGUGAUUGGGCUCCUCUGCACACAUUUGUUUCUGACGAAUUGGGAUUCAAGGAAAGCAUAAACGGAGUUGAGGAUCUACUUCUGAAACAAGCGAAUCGAAUUCGUUUCUACAAAAAUGAAAGUGAGGCUCUGAAAAGAAAAAUUGCAACCCUCAGCAAUUUCCAAAGUGAAGCAAUCAACUGAAAUAUCUCAGUACCAAUAAUUAUCAUAAUGUAAUAUGAUAUUCAAUGUGCCUUUGAAUUUUAUCUAGAUACGUUCUCUGUAAUCAAAUUUUAACACAAAGAUAACUUUUCCUAAUUGUUUCCUCUUGUUGAUGCUGUCAUUGGUAUUCAAUUGUAAAUAUAUAUUUUGUAUUGAGUAUCAUUUAGGUUUUUAUUUAAAUUACGAAAAAUGCAAAAUUUUGUGAUUGUGAUACUAAUUUAUGCGUUUGUAAAUAAAUGGUAUUCGA
Nilaparvata lugens (brown planthopper) is the source of this 1228-nucleotide messenger RNA. Its product is annotated as transmembrane protein 192. The record is from RefSeq and is a predicted model, not a curated record. The coding region runs from base 151 to 963 and encodes 270 amino acids. The transcript is spliced from 7 exons. Lineage: Eukaryota; Metazoa; Arthropoda; Insecta; Hemiptera; Delphacidae. Gene Ontology annotation, cellular component: lysosomal membrane; late endosome.